Molecule: messenger RNA, 1140 nt
Organism: Penaeus monodon (black tiger shrimp)
Lineage: Eukaryota; Metazoa; Arthropoda; Malacostraca; Decapoda; Penaeidae
Product: mucin-2-like
Exons: 4
Coding region: 1-1140 (379 amino acids)
Source: RefSeq, a predicted model, not a curated record
AUGUUCUCUGUGGCACUACCAGACGGCCGCGUCCAGGUGGUGACAUACAUAGCAGACGAGCAGGGCUUUCGGGCGGAGGUCACGUAUGAAGGCGAGGGCACUCUGUUCACCACAACCCCCGUUCCCCCGCACAGCUCUUCACGCCCACCCAUCUACGCCUCUGCCUUUUCUCCCGCCCAGAAAGUUCCAGAUGACUUCCACACCCACCAGGCCGAUGCAAAGGCUUUAAGCCCCAGUACGUCUUUACAUCUACGCCAGCCUUCUGUCAAUCACCCCAGACGUCCAGCGCCACAACCCGUCCGGCAUCAGUUCAAUGGCCAUGAUCAGCCUAUCCAUCAAGCCCCCAUUCAUACACCACCAUACACUCCAGCGUCCCACCACAGUGGUGCCCCUACACCUCCACACCAUUCCCGUACAUUCAGUCCUCAGCCUAUCCACAAUUCCACAUCCACUACACCCAACCAGAAUCUCCACUUUGGUGACCAUUUUCACGUGACCACCGCCUCGCCCAAUCCCUUCCGUCUGAGAAAUCAUGCCACCACCACACCUACGCCCCCGACUCCCACAUCUAAAUCCGCCCAUGAUGCCUCUGUUCCGCCUGCGUUCGAGGCGCCCUUCGCUGCGACCGCCCGUCCCAUCACCAACGCUCAUGUGACUGACAAUGGCUUCAGAUCCACGGAAUCUUCCACGACCAAGACCGCUGCUCCCCCGCCAGCGAACCUCUACGAGUACGACCCUACGGGUCGAGAGGUUGGCGCCCACACCACGCUUUACAACCCUGACCCGGAUUCCAGGGCGUACAUCCACGCUCUCGGGCAGGCGCACGCCGUCCCGCUGCUUCUUCCCUUCUCGCCGCCCCAUCCUGAGGGAGACGAGGCCAGGACCCACCCACCCCACAACGUCCUGCCGCCUCCCCCGAGGACCUACUACCUCUCCCAGUCCUCGCAUUCCAUCCCCGCCUACGCUCCCACCGCCGCCCCUGAGAUCGUACGCCAUCUCACGCCCACGCCCGCCCACAGGGCCAAGAGCGUGGAAAUCACGCGAGGCGAUGACCAGAGGCCCAGGAUCUCCAUCAAGGUGCCCGAACCCCAUGAGGCAGACAUCUACCCCGCACCGCGACCCAGACUCCGACUGCGCUGA